GUGAACACAAAGCCCUCCCCUCUCCCUCAUGUGAGCCCGCGGCUGUCAUUAACUCACAGACGCACCUCGGCAGCGCACGCGCCAGACGCGCUCCAGCACGAACACGGGUUCGGUUCGGACAUGAUACCGGCGCGGACCCGGAGAUGAGGCUCAGAAAUGGCACCUUCCUAACAGUCGUACUCUUCGGGUUAUGUGGGCUUAUAUCCUUAUCGUGGUACACAGCAUUCAGCAAUUCCAAAGGUAAUGUGGUAGAUAUUUACCAGCGAGAAUUUCUGGCCCUGAGAGAUCGUCUUCACUCUGCCGAGCAAGAGAACCUUAAACGCUCCAAAGAGCUCAACCUGGUGCUGGACGAGAUCAAGCGAGCCAUUGCUGAGAAACAAGCCCUACGGGACAUCAACCGCACCUGGAGCAGUCUGUCGGAUGAGACCAAGCUGAAGUUGUGGAACGUGACCAGCAGUAAGAAUGUUCUUCAGCUGCCAAGCAUCUUCCACCAUCUGCCACACCUGCUCGCCAAGGAGACCAGCCUGCAGCCGGCUGUGCAUGUUGGCCAGGGCCGCACAGGAGUGUCGAUAGUGAUGGGCGUGCCCAGUGUAAAAAGAGAGGUUCAUUCCUACCUGACAGACACGCUCAACUCUCUGAUGUCAGAGCUGAGUCCGGCCGAGAAGGAGGAUUGUGUCAUUGUCGUCUUCAUUGCUGAGACAGACCAACAAUAUGCAAAUAGCGUCUCUGACAACCUUAAGCGCCUCUUUCCAGAAGAGAUUCAGUCCGGUCUCUUAGAGAUCAUCUCUCCCUCAGUCCAUUUCUAUCCAGAUUUCUCUCACCUUAAAGAGUCAUUCGGUGACCCCAAAGAACGAGUCAGGUGGAGAACAAAGCAAAACUUGGAUUACUGCUUCUUGAUGAUGUACGCCCAGACCAAAGGGACAUAUUACGUGCAGCUAGAGGAUGACAUUGUCGCACGGCCAAAUUUCUUUACCACAAUGAAGAAUUUUGCCCUGCAGCAGCCGUCAGAGGAGUGGAUGAUUUUAGAGUUCUCCCAGCUGGGUUUCAUUGGUAAAAUGUUCAAGUCUUUGGACUUGCCGCUGAUUGUGGAGUUUAUGCUGAUGUUUUACAAAGACAAGCCCAUUGAUUGGCUGCUGGACCACAUCAUGUGGGUGAAGGUGUGCAACCCAGAAAAAGAUGCGAAACAUUGUGACCGUCAGAAGGCAAAUCUACGGAUCCGCUUUAAACCAUCUCUCUUCCAACACGUCGGGACACAUUCUUCCCUCGCUGGAAAGAUCCAGAAACUUAAGGAUAAAGACUUCGGAAAGCAGACGCUGCAUAAAGGUCAUGCCAACCCACUAGCUGAGGUCACUACCAGUCUCAAGACCUACCAGCACUUCACGCUAGAGAAGGCCUAUCUGGGAGAAGAUUUCUUCUGGGCCUUCACACCCGUGGCUGGAGAUUUCAUACGCAUCCGAUUCUUUACGCCUGUUCGUGUAGAGAGGUAUUUCUUUCGCAGUGGAAACAUAGAGCACCCUGGAGACAAGCUCUUCAACACUACAGUGGAGGUUCUUCCGUUCGAUAAUAUUCAGUCAGAGAAAGAAGCAUUGAAGGAGGGAAGAGAGAAGACACCAAAGUACCAGCGAACAGAAGACAGCUUCAUCAGAAUAGGACGGUUUGAGAACGGUAUUGCUGAGGGGGAGGUAGACGCUUCCUUUGGUCCAUUAGAGGCGCUUCGGCUCUCGGUCCUCACUGACUCUCCUGUGUGGGUAACUCUCAGCGAGAUAUUUAUCAAGAAAGCAGAUUGACGGGUGUUGAACAAUACCUCAUGACUUGAUCGGGGCGCUCUGGUGCAAGAUGCCCUCUGCUCAGCACCUCCACACGAGUGCUUGCCAUGACUUACUUUAGCUUGGUCCAAUAGUGCCAAUUGCUGGCGACAAGCUGUUAUAGCAGGGUAGAGAAUGCCAGCCACUGGCUCAUUCAGAGUGGUCACACACAAAGACAGCUCGUCGGUCAUGAGAUGCGCCUCUGUGGCCGACAGAUGACUGAUGACGCUGUAUUUUGUAAAUUGUAUUUAUAUGUAUAUAUGCCCAUGGUUCAGUUUGUGUAAUUACACUGGUAUAUUGUCAAGGGCUUCCUGGAUGGCCGUGCCCGUGACGAUAAAUACUUAAUGAUGUUCAACAGAUGCUGCUUUCCUACUCGAGAUACAAUUUUCAAAGUUCAAUUUGUGUUGCUAAUUAAUUGACAGAUAAUUCUAUUUAGACUUUUCCAAAAUGUGUGUAUUUAUUGUAUUUAUUAUGAUACAUGAAAUGAACACACAGGUAGACGGUCACAUAUGGGUUUGUUGUUCGUUCACAGGCCUAUAGCGUGGUCCAAUGUCAUUCCAAAUAAUUCGAUCAUUUAUUGUAGCAAGAGUAUGCUGCAAAAAUGUUUCUUCUAAUAACUGAAAUUGCUGGACUUUUCUUGUGAUAAUUAUAAAAAAAAAAAAACAAUUUUAAACAAAUAGGGAAGCCGUCAUUUUUGUUACUAUUUUUUAAUUUCCAACCAAAUUUUCUUAAAUCAAAUGAGGAUUUCCCACUCUCUCUCUCUGUUAGCGUUUUGCCUUAAUGUGAUAGUGGGCAUUAGCAUGGUGGCUGAAUAUUGUAUUAGACCUGGUAAGGUAACCAGAAAUUGUAUGAUUAUAUAGAGAUGGAUACAUAGACCAACAUCCUGUCAGAAACAGUAAUGUUUACGUCACACCUAUAGCUUGAAUUCUAUAUAUCGCAACAUGAAUCGAUGGUAUUUAGACUAAUGUGGCUAUUAAUGUUCAUCACAUGCUACACAGAUGUGUCAAGAGUCCUUAUUUACUUUUAAAUGCCUUAAAAUGAACCUGUAUUUUUCUUUAAAGAGUCUGUUGAGCAAAAGUGUUCUGUAUAAAAAACACUGGUAACACAGUAAGCUGGAAGGUCGGCACAUUUGACAAGAUUGUGAGCUAGAGCAAAGUUCCCUUCAUACACUGACGGAGAGAAACAAGAAAAGUUCAAAAGGUCACUUCAUCUGACCUGCAAUGAAGCUACUAAAUCAACAAUGUUUGUUUUACAAGAGGGUCAGUGAAGAACCAUCAACAUUCGCUGUCCCUUCAUGUUGUCACCUGAUUAGCGGAUUUGAUACAUGAACUCAGAUGAACAUGUAAUGCUCUUGUUAACUGAACAGAAUAAAGUUAAAAGU
Molecule: messenger RNA, 3186 nt
Organism: Xyrauchen texanus (razorback sucker)
Lineage: Eukaryota; Metazoa; Chordata; Actinopteri; Cypriniformes; Catostomidae
Gene: mgat4b
Product: alpha-1,3-mannosyl-glycoprotein 4-beta-N-acetylglucosaminyltransferase B
Exons: 15
Coding region: 144-1787 (547 amino acids)
Biological process (GO): protein N-linked glycosylation
Cellular component (GO): endoplasmic reticulum-Golgi intermediate compartment; endoplasmic reticulum; Golgi stack
Molecular function (GO): acetylglucosaminyltransferase activity
Source: RefSeq, a predicted model, not a curated record